CUCGUUGUACGGAGGGUGAAACUAAACUCCAGAAGCAGGGAUGACCUGCCCCAGGGCGCACAUUCAGGUCGCCUGGCUCCCGGGCUAGCCAGAACUUUUCCCAACACCUGUACAGUCCAGAGGCCCUCGGAGGGAGAAUGAGAUGGGUGGGGCCAAUGGGACAACAGAAUAUGUCCUGCUGGGACUACUUGGCCACCAUAACCUAGAGGUGGCCCUGUUGGUGCUUUGCCUGGGCAUCUACUCCAUGAAUAUGCUGGGCAACGGCCUCCUCAUAGGGCUGAACGUGCUGGACCCCCGCCUGCACAGCCCCAUGUACUUCUUUCUGAGCAACCUCUCACUUGUGGACAUCUGUGGCACAUCCUCCUUCGUGCCUUUCAUGUUGGUCAACUUCCUGAAAGCCCAAAGGAUCAUCUCCUUCCCUGGCUGUGCUCUGCAGAUGUACCUGACCCUGGCGCUAGGCUCCACCGAGUGCCUGCUCUUGGUGGUGAUGGCGUAUGACCGUUACGUGGCUAUCUGCCAGCCACUUAGGUACGCAGAGCUCAUGAGUGGGCAGACGUGUAUGCUGAUGGCGGUGCUGAGCUGGGGGAUAGGCUUUGCCAACUCACUGCUGCACUCCAUCGUCACCUGGAGACUCCCCUUCUGUGGCCGCAAUGUCAUUAACCACUUCUUCUGUGAGAUCUUGGCUGUGCUGCAACUGGCUUGUGGAGACAUCUCUUUCAAUGCGCUGCUUUUAAUGGUGGCCACAAUUGUCCUGUCAAUGACCCCGUUCCUGCUCAUCUGUCUGUCCUACAUCUUCAUCCUUGCUGCCAUCCUCAGGGUGCCCUCUGCUGCAGGCCGGCGCAAAGCCUUCUCCACCUGCUCUGCCCACGUCACAGUUGUGGUGGUUUUCUAUGGGACGAUCUCCUUCAUGUACUUCAAGCCCAAGGCCAAGGACCCUGACCUGGAUAAGAUUAUUGCAUUGUUCUACGGGGUCGUGACCCCCUCGCUCAACCCCAUCAUCUACAGCCUGAGAAACGCAGAGGUAAAAGCUGCUACCGUAGCUCUGCUCGGGGGAGAUCUGCUCUCCAGGAAAAUGUCCUGCUUUUCCUGUUGCUCUACGAUUGCAUCCGGCAGGAUAGGCUAGGUUACACUGUGGUAAUAACUUCAAAUUAUCAGUGUCUUAAAACCACAAAGGGCUCUGGCUGGUCAGGCUCAGUGGUUGAGUGCUGGCCUGCGAAUCAAAGGGUUGCAGUUC
This is a messenger RNA of Phyllostomus discolor (pale spear-nosed bat), 1234 nucleotides long. RefSeq names its product olfactory receptor 13C7-like. Gene Ontology annotation, biological process: G protein-coupled receptor signaling pathway. Lineage: Eukaryota; Metazoa; Chordata; Mammalia; Chiroptera; Phyllostomidae. The transcript has a single exon. Gene Ontology annotation, molecular function: olfactory receptor activity; G protein-coupled receptor activity. The coding region runs from base 143 to 1123 and encodes 326 amino acids. Gene Ontology annotation, cellular component: membrane. The record is from RefSeq and is a predicted model, not a curated record.